AUGUCAUUUCCAAAUUCAGAGAGUAUGUAUCGAUAUCCAGAACAAAUGCAACACGAUGACCUUUUAACUGAACAAGAUCAAAAGUUCAUUACAGAUUUUUUUAACACCCUUGCAACCGAAGAGCCACCAAGUCAUAUGAUGGAUUAUACAAACAACCACAAUGCUCCUCCAGCCUCUAAUCUUUCUUUUCAAGAUGUAGCACCUAUACCAGUAACUAGAAUGUAUCCAGGGAUAGGAAAUGGUGGUGUUGGUGGUAUUGUUAAUGGUAUGGGAAUGGGAAGAGGUAAGAAGGGUCAUCAUGAAUUAUUAACAGAAGCAGAGAAGAAAGCAAAUCAUAUUGCUUCCGAACAAAAAAGAAGACAAAACAUUCGUUUGGGCUUUGAUCAGUUGGUUGAAAUUGUCCCAACACUUAGUCAAUGCCAUCGUACUGUAGAAUAUAUUCAACAACUUUUGAUGCAAAAAAAUGAAUUAAAAGAUCGAGUCAAAUCUUUACAAGUAACAUUAGGAGAUCCACCAGAUCAUGUGGAUGAUUCUUCUUCUGAUGGUGAACUAGAUCUUAUAUUUUGA
Molecule: messenger RNA, 567 nt
Organism: Entrophospora sp. SA101
Lineage: Eukaryota; Fungi; Glomeromycota; Glomeromycetes; Entrophosporales; Entrophosporaceae
Source: the annotation of a GenBank genome assembly